This is a messenger RNA of Asterias rubens (European starfish), 6260 nucleotides long. RefSeq names its product paired amphipathic helix protein Sin3a-like. The coding region runs from base 130 to 4395 and encodes 1421 amino acids. Gene Ontology annotation, cellular component: chromatin. NCBI's taxonomy places the organism in Eukaryota, Metazoa, Echinodermata, Asteroidea, Forcipulatida, Asteriidae. The transcript is spliced from 24 exons. Gene Ontology annotation, molecular function: transcription corepressor activity. Gene Ontology annotation, biological process: negative regulation of transcription by RNA polymerase II. The record is from RefSeq and is a predicted model, not a curated record.
UUGAGCGGAGGGCCUAUUCGGAAUGAUCGUCUGACGAAAAUCCCGUGGAAUCACAUCCAUCAGAUCUCCAAUCACGACAACCAGUGUAGAAGCACACAAACAGUCAAAUUCCUUGGCUCCCAUGACACUAUGAAACGUGGGAACGAGGUUCAGGAGGGUCCAUUUCAACAGCGUCGAGCUACCCCUGGUCCAGAGUCUGCCUUUACCCAGAGGGUGCUUGCACCGGCCCCCGUGGCGGGGUUCGAACAGGCUCAGGAAGGCAACAUGGCCAGCAGUCUGCAGUUCCAUUCCAUGCAGUAUCCAGUACCAAAUGUAGGACAGGCUCCAGGUCACCAUGGUGGGGUACAUCAUCCCCACCCUCAUCCAGCUAACCCACAGCAGGUUGCUACUGUGGCUCAUCAGCAGCAGGUUGUACAUCAAACACAUGCACAGGCACAGGCACAAGUUUCUCAGGUACAAGGUCACCAACAGCAGCAGCAGCAGCAGCAGCAGCAACAACAACAACAACAACAACAACAACAACAACAGCAGCAGCAACAACAACAACAGCAGCAACAGCAGUAUCAACGCCUGAAGGUGGAGGAUGCCCUCUCCUAUUUAGACCAAGUGAAACUGCAGUUUGGUAGUCAACCUCAGGUGUACAAUGAUUUCUUGGAUAUCAUGAAGGAAUUCAAGUCACAAAGUAUCGACACGCCCGGAGUGAUCAAUCGUGUUUCAAACCUUUUCAAGGGCCAUCCUGACCUCAUUGUUGGGUUCAACACUUUCCUCCCUCCGGGGUACAAGAUUGAAGUCCAGGCUAGCGAUCCAACCAGGAUUAAUGUUAGCACCCCUACUGGGCAUAUCACCCAGCAUACCACAGGGGGCCCGCUUACCGGCCCUGGAAUGACCCAUCAACCCCAGCCCACACCAACGACUCAACAUCAGCAGCAACAGCAGCAGCAUCAGAACAAGCCGAUGACACCACAGAAGCAGCAACAGCAACAGAUACAUACCCAGCCACAGUAUCAUGCCCAGCAUACACCAAAGGCUGGUCAUCAUUCAGUGUCAUCAAGCCAUCACCAUGCCAGCCAGGCAGCCACUGGGGGCCACACUUACUCCCAACCUCCUCCAUCUAAUCAGGGUCACCCUCCACCUACAGCAGUCGUUGCCUCCCCUCAGCAUGGCCAUGCAGGUAAUCAACAGCAGCAACAGCAGCAGCAGCAACAGCAACAAGUGCAGCAGCCAUCACAGCAGCAACAGCAGCAACCUAGUCAGCCUGUGGAGUUCAAUCAUGCAAUCAACUACGUCAACAAAAUCAAGAAUCGUUUCCAAGGCCAGCCUGAGAUUUAUAAAGCCUUUCUUGAGAUUCUCCACACCUACCAGAAGGAGCAACGUGCCGUUAAGGAGUCCGGCGGGACCUAUGUCCCAACCCUCUCUGAAGCUCAAGUCUUUGAGCAGGUAGCCAAGCUCUUUAAGAAUCAAGAAGACUUGCUCCAGGAGUUUGGUCAGUUUCUGCCAGAUGCAAAUGGCUCCGGGAUUUCAGGACCUGCCAAUUUCUCCUUCCAAGACAUGAUGAAUCGUGUUGCGGUGCGUAACGAUCAUACAGGGAUCGCCAAGAAGCCAGGUUCCACAUCUAAUAAUAAGAAUCGCAACAGUGGUUCGGGAAGCGCAGGCCAUGUGAAGAGACCUGGAACUAAUGCCGCCCAGAUCCCAUCCAAGAAAGCAAAGAGUGGCGCAGUGAAGGAUGUGUCCCUUGCAGAAGCAGGGAAGCACGGAAGUCUCAGUGAAUUUGCCUUCUUUGACAAGGUUCGUAAAGCCUUGCGAAGCCAGGAGGUGUACGAGAACUUCUUAAGAUGUUUGGUGUUGUACAAUCAAGAGAUUGUCUCUAGAGCUGAGCUGGUUCAGCUGGUUACACCUUUCCUCGGAAAAUUUCCUGAGCUGCUAAAAUGGUUCAAGGAGUUUCUUGGAUAUAAGGAGUCUGAUCGGAUUGAUGCCCACCAUGCUCCAAAGGAACGGAACCAAGGAGAAUUAGCCAUGGAAAUAGAUUUUGCCAACUGUAAGCGAUGCGGAGCUAGCUAUAGAGCUCUUCCCAAGAGCUAUCAGCAGCCGAGGUGUAGCGGACGUACAGCUCUCUGUAAUGAGGUUAUUAAUGAUACCUGGGUAUCGUUCCCAUCAUGGUCUGAGGAUUCUACGUUUGUUGCAUCCAGGAAGACUCAGUAUGAGGAGCACAUCUAUCGCUGCGAGGAUGAACGAUAUGAGCUGGACAUUGUGAUCGAAGUGAAUGCUCACACAAUACGUGUCUUGGAACACGUUGCCAAGAAGCUCUCACGGAUGUCGCCAGAGGAGUCUUCCAAGUUCCGAUUGGACAACAGCCUUGGAGGCAGCUCGGAGACUAUUCACCGUAAGGCCAUUCAUAGAAUAUAUGGAGACAAGGCACCAGACAUCAUUGAAGGGCUAAAGAAGAACCCGGCUGUUGCAGUACCCCUGGUUCUAAGAAGGUUAAAAGCAAAAGAGGAUGAGUGGCGGGAGGCACAGCGCAACUUCAAUAAGAUCUGGCGAGAACAGAAUGAGAAGUACUACCUCAAAUCUCUGGACCACCAGGGCAUAAACUUCAAGCAGAACGACACCAAGGCUCUACGCUCUAAGAGUUUGCUCAAUGAGAUAGAGGCUAUAUUCGAUGAGAGGCAGGAAGCAAUGGGUGAUAAUAAUUCCCCUCAUCUGACAUUUUCGUACAUGGACAAACACAUCAUUGACGACUCUGCAGCUUUAGUUAUUCAUCACAUGAAGAGGCAUACAGGUAUCCACAAGGAGGAGAAGCAGAAGAUUAAACAGCUUCUGCAUCAUUUCCUUCCUGACUACAUGUUCUUGGAACGAGGGGAGCUGUCCGAUGAUGAGGACGACCAAGAAGAAGAAACCGUUGAGGCAGCCAUCGCUUUGGCGGGUAUGGACACCACGCCCGCAGAAAAUAUGACAUCACAGAAAGAGUCAAAGAAACCUUCUCUGAUGAUGACAAAUGGUCCAUGUGAGAACAUGACCUGGGACUCGGAUGAUGUCUACCAUUUGUUUUUCGUCAACAACAAUUGGUACCUGUUUAUGAGGCUACACUUCAUCUUGUGUGAGAGACUACAGAAGAUGUAUCAGAGGGCGGAGGUCAUAGCCAAGACGGAGGGAGGUCCAAAUCGACGUGCCGCUAAAGAGUCUACUGCAGUGGCCCUUGGCCUCAAACAACCAUUGGAGAUCGAGCCGGAGGAGUACUACCCAGCGUUUCUUGACAUGGUACGCAAUCUUCUAGAUGGUAACAUGGAGAGUAACGCAUUUGAAGAUCAACUACGGGAAAUGUACGGUAUCCACGCAUACAUCGCUUUCACCAUGGACAAGGUCGUGCAGAAUAUAGUGCGACAGCUGCAACAUAUUGUUUCUGAGGAUACCUGCAUCAGUGUGAUGGAGCAGUACAUCUCAGAGAUGAAGUUUGGUGGAGCGGGAGGUACGCAUUCAUCAGCUUCUGCGCGUGUCAGCGCCGAGGCUGCCUACCAGCGGCGGGCAGAGCAACUUCUUAACGAGGAGAACUGCUUCAAAGUCACCUACAAUAAAAGUGACAAGAAGCUGUCUAUUGAGCUCCUGGACACUGAAGAGGACCAUAGCGAUGAUCCAGUAGAAGUAGAGAAAUGGUCCGACUAUGUAGACAAGUUUGUCAAAGGAGAAGAUACGUCAGCUGAGCUUAGGGACCAACUUGCCAAGAAACCAGUGUUCCUCACUAGAAAUAUCAGAAGGACACGUCAGCAAAGAACGGUGAGUGAUGAGGACUCGACAUCCGGUGGAGAUGAAAGCCAGGAAAAAACAGAGGAUUCCUCAACAAAACCAGAAGUAAAGCCCGAGCAAAAAACAGAAAGCGAUGAGACUGCCACUAAGCCUGAAGAAAAUACAGAGGGGAUCAAAAUGGAGACAAAGGAAGAGUCGGACCAGAAGGAGGGAGAACCUGUAAAGGAGAAAUCCGAAGGGCCCAAGGAGAAGACGGAGAAAGUAGUGGAUAAGAAAGAAGUGGAUCCACUGGAAGGUGUGGAUAUCGUCAACAACAUGGAGUGCAAGUUCAACCUCAACUCUUACAAGAUGGUGUACGUGGUCAACUCGGAAGAUUAUAUGUAUAGGAGGACUGCUCUUAAGAAAGCUAAAGAGUCACACUGGCGUGUCACCGAACGCCUGGCAGCCCGCUUCAACAAAUUUCUGGAUGCGUGGAAGGAUGAACACAUCACGAGGCGGCAGGAAGCAGACGUAGAGAAUUGGUUUAUGGGUAAAAUGGACGACCUUAUGCCGUGUGAGACGGCCAGCAGAAACGUCAAGUCGGCCAAUGGUAUCCGUCGGAAGUUUACUGUGGAUUACUUUGAAGUUGAGCCAGAAAAGGUACCAACGACGUCUUGAGACAAUAAGCAUUUCAAAUCCACCCCCAUCCAACCCCCACCCAACAAACUCCCGAGUUUGUCUUGAAAAGAAAACUGUUUGCCAAACGGGGCCAACCUCACUAUUGGCACCUGUGUUGAUUAAGCAAUAUUUUUGCUUCGCAAAAUUUGAUACCGGCCAAAAUCCCAUGUAGUGAGUUUCAUUUGUGGCUGGCUCCCUACUAUGUUUUGCUUAGUGAGUUAUUGUUGAGCUGUAAGUGCAAAGUUCUACAUUAAGCAGUGCAAUGAAGUUGGACACAGGCUUGAAAUGUGGUCCUAAACAAUUGGGAAAUGGCUUUGGAGAACAAUCAGAACACCCUACGCCUUUUUGAAGCCAUAGCUUGUGCUUGAGUUCCAGCUUGGCUGGGAUCCAAACUCUGCUUACCUCGGAAUUCUGUGUUACUGAGCCUCGUAAAGCACAUUGUUCUACUGGCUGUAAGGCAAAAAAUUAAGUGGUUAGCGGAGCCAUGAAAUUGGGCCCUAUCUGAAGAUGAGUAAUUACAGCGCACAUUUUCCAAAUAACUGAGGGAGCCCAAGCCCCACUCCAAGCAAUAAAAAUAUUGCAUUGAAAUGAUAAUUUUGAAAGACGCGUUACGCAUUUUUAGCAGUGGACUUGGAAGUUUCUCAAUGCUUUUGUCUCAGUCUGUGAAUAUUUUGUAAACAAAUAAAACAAAAUGGUUUAUUCCUUGUAAAUAGAUUUGAAAAACACAUUGUACAGUUCAUCCUUCUCUUGUUUUUUGAUGUGAUUUUGAUUGUUAUUAUUGCAAAUAUGAUGGUAUUCUAUAUGUAGCCAUAAAUGUAACCGCUUUUUUAAAGACUUGUUUUUACAUCUAUUGAGUAAGACACAUCAAGACUUUGAGGUCUCGGUGAUUACUGGCGAACCCGUUAUUUCUUGGACGAAACUCCAAAAGGAACGGUAAAUACUUGAUGAAUUGUAAAUUGAUUGGUUUAAAAAAAUGAUGAGUUGACAGUUGGAAUCUGACUUUGCAAGAGAUGUUUUCUUGGCAUUGGUGCCGUUGUGCGGAGUGUAUUUUUGGAAACUGGUCACUUCUGAUGACAUAGUGUUGUGUAUUAUUUUAUUUUUUCUCUGUCGCUAUGUUGCUGUUUCCGAAUGUCUGAUUUUGAAGAGUAUUUGUAAAAAAAUAAAAGGUUGAAAGUUUGUAUCAAUCCAACUUUAUUUUCACAGUAGAUUAAUAAUUGGAAUAAAUAUAGAUUAGUCACCAUGGAAACAUGGUAUAUUAGACACUUCAAAAGUUGUCUCAUCGUGUUGGAUUUGAUUUUGCCAAAUAUCAGUUGAAUAUGUUGGACAUUAGUGUGAGAUAAGUCAUGAAUUUGGGGGCAUUAUUUUAAAAACAUGAUUGCAUUUUCUUCUUUUUUGUGGUUAUUAGGUUUUGCUCAAAUCAAGAUGGGCACUGUGGGUGGGGUGGAUUUAUGGAGAGAGUGGGGCGAUGGGUUAGUGCAAAGAAACCUUGAGGCUUCCGGUAAAUACAAGUCCAAACUUUGAGACUAUCGUUUGAUAAUGUAGCUUUGAUAAACCUUGAUCAUGGUUCGGCCAUCUUGUUUGUAUCCUACCAUUCAAUUAAACAAAUCCAAGGAGGUGUGUACGAAAGGACGGCUUCAGCAGCCAUAUAGCAUGGGCCCUGUUUCAUUGAGUUGCUUAAGCAGUAAAUAUUGCUUAACAGUUGUCUGCUAAGCAGAUAUUAUGAGCGAAGCACCAGUCACAAUUUGUACAUGUGACAUGGUAGGUUGGCUGGUAUUCUUAACCUGGAAAGCAUAAAUUUUGUUGUGCUAAGCUAUUUUUGUGCUUAAAGGAACACGUUGCCUUGGAUCGGUCAAGUUGGUAUUCAA